AUGCAACUUCAAUACCGCAAAGUCCUGGUUUUUGGGGCCACCUCCGGCCUUGGAUGGGCUCUCGCCUCGAAGUUCGUCGAAACAGGGACGUCUGUCAUUGUCGUCGGACGACGAAAAGAACGCCUGGACGACUUCGCCAAACAGCAUGGCUCCGCGAGCAACGCCACCGUCGACACGGCGGUCUUGGACAUCACAAACCUUCAGGCAAUCCCAGGUUUCGCUUCGGAUAUGAUCAAGAAACACCCAGACCUGGAUUGUGUUUUCCUGAACUCUGGCCUGCAAAGGAAGAUCAACUGGGCCGAGCCAGAGAGCGUCGACCUCGAGACCAUCGAGACCGAGAUGCUCACAAACUACACUGCAUUCAUGCAUCUUACCAAGGCAUUCCUCCCGCUCCUGCAGAAGCAAGCGCCAAAGGAGACGAGCAUCGUCUAUACCACUUCAGGACUCGCGCUGGUGCCGAUCAUGUAUUGUCCCAACUACUGCGCUUCCAAAGCUGCCCUGCACCACAUGAUCCUGGUGAUGCGCGAGCAGCUUCGGGACGCGAAGAGCAACGUCAAGAUCAUCGAGCUGUUUCCUCCCGCUGUGCAGACGGAGCUGCACGACCACGAGUUUGGCGAUAAGGGCAAGCAGAUUGGCAUGCCGCUGAAGGAGUUUACCGAAGAGGCGUUUGAGGGACUUUGCAAGUCCGGCAAGGACAACGAACAGGUGCCGGUACAAGCUGUCAAGCAGUCUAUGGGCUUCGACGGGUGGGAGCAGGAGAGGCAGAAGAAGAUGUUCCAGAUGAAGGAGAUGAUGGAGAAGCAAAGUCACUGA
Molecule: messenger RNA, 813 nt
Organism: Saxophila tyrrhenica
Lineage: Eukaryota; Fungi; Ascomycota; Dothideomycetes; Mycosphaerellales; Extremaceae
Exons: 2
Coding region: 1-813 (270 amino acids)
Molecular function (GO): oxidoreductase activity
Source: RefSeq, a predicted model, not a curated record